CAGACUUGCUACGUUUCACGCGACAAUUAGAAACUUCCAAGCGGCCGCCUUUGGGAGGUUCAGAUUAUGAAUCAGCCAUUUUUGUCUCCGUUCAUGUAUUUAUGUAUGUAUGCAAUGUAUAUAUAAUUGUAUAUAAGCACAAAGGAUAAAGAAAACGGCCUGCAUCUAUAAAAUUUUUAAUCCCAAAAAUAGUUUUUCAUCGAAAUCUCGUAAAAUCUCGAUACCCUUAAAAUCUUUCUAUAAUCUGUACUUUUUCAAUCUUCUGAUAGUAACCCAUUUUGGUGAAGCUCUGUUUCCUUCUAGAAUUUUUAUUAUAUUUGUUUCUGGGUUGUGUUGUAUAUAUAAAAUGGCGAUCCCGGAGUUGCCGGAGAGUGUAGAAACGACGACGUUGAACACCUACCACAGCCGCGCCGAGAGUACUGUGCGGCGGAGAUCUAGUGCCGAGGCAGUACCGGAGUCAGAAUCCAACUCUUUUGAGUCGGUGAAUGACAGUGAAAGUGAUGUUAUUAACACCAAUGGGAUGGGAAAUCUGUGUGGAGGAGUGGUGGAAUCGGUGCGGCAAGAGCCGACUGAAUCGGGUACUGAAGUGUUUUGUAAUGGCAAGGAGGAGAAGGAACAUGUUCGUUCUGGAGAUAGUAACCAUGAAAUGGAAGAGGCGUCGGCGGCCGUGAAAUUCGCGUACCGGCCAUCGGCGCCUGCUCACCGGAGAAUCAAAGAGAGCCCUCUCAGCUCGGACGCAAUCUUUAAACAGAGCCAUGCAGGCCUCUUCAACCUCUGUAUAGUGGUGCUUGUUGCUGUAAAUAGCAGACUUAUUAUUGAAAAUUUGAUGAAGUAUGGCUGGCUGAUCAAUUCAGGCUUUUGGUUUAGUUCAACAUCACUGAAGGAUUGGCCACUUCUAAUGUGCUGCCUGAGUCUCCCAAUUUUCCCGCUUGCUGCAUUUUUUGUUGAGAAGUUGGUGCUACAAAAGUAUAUAUCUGAAUCUGUUGCUGUCUUUCUUCACAUUAUAAUAACAACAGCUGCUAUCUUGUAUCCAGUUUUGGUUAUUCUUAGGUUUGACUCCGCUGUUCUGUCGGGUGUCACAUUAAUGCUCUUUGCUUGCAUUGUGUGGUUGAAGUUGGUGUCUUAUGCUCAUGCAAGUUACGAUGUGAGAGCACUAGCCAAAUCACUUGAUAAGGAUGAAGCAUUGUCUAGUUAUUGGAACAUGGAUGACACUCUCAGUGUUAGCUUUAAGAGUUUGAUAUACUUCAUGGUUGCUCCUACAUUGUGUUACCAGCCAAGCUAUCCGCGUACAGCUUGCAUUCGGAAGGGUUGGGUGGUACGUCAAUUCAUUAUGUUGGUAAUAUUUACAGGAUUCAUGGGAUUUAUUGUAGAACAGUACAUAAACCCAAUUGUGCGAAAUUCUCAGCAUCCUUUGAAAGGAAACCUUUUGUAUGCCAUGGAAAGAGUCUUGAAGCUUUCAGUUCCAAAUUUAUAUGUGUGGCUCUGCAUGUUUUAUUGUCUUUUCCAUCUUUGGCUGAAUAUACUUGCAGAACUUCUCCAGUUUGGUGAUCGUGAGUUCUACAAAGAUUGGUGGAAUGCGAAAACUGUUGAAGAGUAUUGGAGGAUGUGGAAUAUGCCUGUACACAAGUGGAUGGUCCGACAUAUAUAUUUUCCAUGCUUACGGAAUGGAAUACCGAGGGGAAGUGCUAUUUUGAUUGUAUUCCUUGUUUCUGCUAUGUUUCAUGAGUUGUGCAUUGCCGUCCCUUGCCACAUAUUCAAGUUUUGGGCAUUCAUUGGCAUUAUGUUUCAGGUUCCUCUUGUUAUCAUAACAAAUUACUUGCAAGAUAAGUUCAAAAAUUCGAUGGUGGGCAACAUGAUAUUUUGGUGCUUUUUCAGCAUACUAGGUCAACCCAUGUGUGUACUGCUAUAUUAUCAUGACUUGAUGAAUCGAAAGGCUAGUGCAAAAUAAUGGCCCUGCACCAAUUUUGCUAAGAGCGAGAGUCCCUCGAUGUUGCCGCUGAUGGAUUAUGCUCUUACUAUUUUCGAUAUGUUCCUAUAUUGGCUUUCGUGCAGCUUCGCCAUUCGCCCUGGCCAAUACGAGAUAACUUAGCGCAAUCAAUUUUGAUUCAAAAUGUAACAUAUUAGCAUUGGUUAGUUAUUUCGACUAUGUAAAUUUUUACUACAAGGAGUGAUGUAUUUAUUAACUUUUCUA
This is a messenger RNA of Olea europaea var. sylvestris, 2191 nucleotides long. Its product is annotated as diacylglycerol O-acyltransferase 1A-like. The record is from RefSeq and is a predicted model, not a curated record. The transcript has 16 exons. Gene Ontology annotation, biological process: triglyceride biosynthetic process. Gene Ontology annotation, cellular component: endoplasmic reticulum membrane; chloroplast envelope. Lineage: Eukaryota; Viridiplantae; Streptophyta; Magnoliopsida; Lamiales; Oleaceae. The coding region runs from base 347 to 1948 and encodes 533 amino acids. Gene Ontology annotation, molecular function: diacylglycerol O-acyltransferase activity.